AUGCCGCUCCCGCUGCAGCAGCAUGAACGGCAGCAGCGCGCCGCGGAGCAGGUUUUAGACCGGCGAUUAAGACCAGUGUACGACAUGGUUGACUCGCGGAACCUGAAAGGCGCAUUGAAGCUCGUUAAUACUCUUGUUCAGAAAGCGGGAAAUGACCAGGCUCCGAUUAAGCUGGUGAAGGCGCUGGUGCUGUACCGCAUGGGGCGGGAGGGGGAGGCGCUGGAGGUUUGCGGGGAGGUGCGGGAGGAGGGGCGCGCGGGGCAGCUCUCGGAGCGCACGCUCAUGGACCUCAUGGAUCUCCUGGCCAGAAUGGGCAAAGCCCACGCGGCAAUAGAGGCGUUUGAAGUGGCAGCAGCACAGCAGGCGGGCAACUUGAAAGUGCAGGGGGGGGCCCACGAGGCAGUGGAGGCGUUUGAAGCAGCGGCAGCGCAGCAGGCGGACAAUACCAAGCUGCAAGAGCUGCUGAUGGGGGCGGCACUUCAAAUAGACGCGUUUGAGGCGGCAGCAGCGCAGCAGGCGGAGAACAUGAAGCUGCAGGAGCUGCUGGUGGGGGCGGCACUGAAGAGCCGCGGCUACGUGAAGAUGCAGCAGGCCGCCAUGCGCAUGCACAAGAAGAGACCCAAAGACGACAGGUUCCUCCUCUGGGCCGUCUGUAGCAUGGACCUGCAGGCAUUCGAGAAGGAAAAUCACGCAGUCUGCCACCUUCCACCGUCCGUCUCCUCCUUCCACCUGCCAGCUCCUGCUGCCGCCACGUCAGCACCGGGUGCCACAUCAGCACCGCCCACACCCGCAUCAGCAGCUGACGUGGCAAAGCAGCGGCGGCAGCUGCUCCAGCUGGCAGAGGCGAUGGUCCAGAGAAAGGCACAGAGCGAGGGCGGGUUGAAAUCGGCUGAAGAGGACGGCACUGCUUCUCCCUCCUCCCCCUCUCCCUCCCCCCCGUUCUCCCUCCUCACGCUUCUCCCUCCUCCCCUUUCUCCCUCCUCCCCUUUCACCCUCCCCCUCCUUCUCUCCCCUCCCCCUUCCCCCUUUUCCCCCUUCUCUCUCCUUCCCCGUCUCGUCCGUCUCGUUCCUCCCGCUCCUCCCCUGCACUUCGCCUCACUUCGCCUGUACGUGGACCUGUUGAGGCGGCAGGGCAAAGGGGAGGAGGUGGUGAGAGUGCUGCAAGGGCCCAUGGCCGCCCUCUUCACAAUCAAAUCAGAUCUGCUGCAGAUCCGGGGCGAGGUGCAGCAGGACUUGGCGCGCUUCACUGAUGCUGCUGCCACCUUCAAGGACCUGCUGGGCGUGAGCUCCUCCGGAUCCUCUCCCGCCCAAGCAAUCUCCGUGUUUCACCGUCUAUGUAUGCAAUACCUCCCCCUCCACCAGCUCUUCAAGAUUCUCUCUGAAGCGGAUCGAUUCUUCCAGGGCCUCAGGGACAGCCUCUUGGCACAGCACUCAGCGCACCAGCGUCUCUCGGGCAGCGGGCAGCCGGAAAUGAAAAAAGUGGAGGAGGGCAGCGAGCAGGACGGGGCCCAAGGAGCAGAGGCAGGGGCAGAGGAUCCUAGUAAGGCAAGCAGCGCCAGUAGCAGUGAUGCAUCAGCUGUGGAAGCAGCAGCGAGCAGCAGCAAGGGUGCGCGCGUGGCGAGGGGACCGUUUCUGAUGCGCCUGGAGGUGCUGCUGAGGCGCAUGCGCCUGCUGCAGUGGUUCGGGUGCAGCCCAGGGGAGGUGCUAUCUGCUGCUGCCGACCUGGAGAGCGCCCUGCUUACCUACUUUGACAGGCAUGGCGACAUGAUCAGCUUUGCCUCGGACGUCCAAGCCUACGCCCUGGCCCUGCCCACGGAUGUCCGGGCCAGGCUUGGGGCCGAGCUCCGAAGCAAGCUGACAGGCUUGGAACCCCUAGGGGGAGAGGGAGGAGUCGGAACUGGAGAGAGCAGGGAGGAGCAGAGGGAGGGGUCAGGGAAGGAGGGGAGGAGUGAGGAGGGGGAGAAAGAGGGAAAGGAGGUGGGUGAGAGUGAGAGUGAGAGGAGGGAGGGGGAGGGGAUGAGGGAGAUGAGGAGGAGGCUGCGGAGGAUAAUAAGUGUGGAGCAGGUGGAUGGGUCCAUGGGUAACUGGCGGGCCCUGGAUGACCGUGCCCUCAUCUCCCGCGCACAGCACUGCGUCCGCCUCUUCCUGGAAGCUUCCCCGCUCUCUGCCGCUCUGGACCCCCGGGAGAAGGGGCAUGCGGACGAGCUGCUGCCCGUUGCUGCCUCCUGCCUCGUGGAGGUGUACCGGCGGCGCCAGCCAGAGGGCGUGGGCUAUCUCAUAGAGGCAAUCCUGGUGCUCACCUACGGUGCCUCCCUCCGCCCCUUCAGUCCGCUGUUCAACACCAUGCUCGUGAGCCUCUAUGGCCUGCUGGGCUGCCCCUCGCUUGCCCUCGCCAGCUUCCAGCGUUUGAGCGCCAAGCACAUACAGCUGGACACGCUCACGCACCUCGUGCUGCCGUACCUGCACCAAUCGGCAUCGCUCGCUGACGUCAGCGCGCUGCAUGCUGACAUGCGUGCUUUUUUCAACGACCACGUGUGGCGGGACAACGCUGAUGUCAGCAUGGAGGCUCUCAGGCGUGGCACGUUUUCAAAGCAACCCGUGCGAGUGAAUCAGCGGAAAGCUGCAGCAAUGCUUUCACCUGCAGCAAUGCUUUCACCUGCAGCAAUGCUUUCACCUGCAGCAGUGCUUUCACCUGCAGCAAUGCUUUCACCUGCAGCAGUGCUUUCACCUGCAGCAAUGCUUUCACCUGCAGCAAUGCUUUCACCUGCAGCAAUGCUUUCACCUGCAGCAAUGCUUUCACCUGCAGCAGUGCUUUCACCUGCAGCAGUGCUUUCACCUGCAGCAGUGCUUUCACCUGCAGCAAUGCUUUCACCUGCAGCAGUGCUUUCACCUGCAGCAAUGCUUUCACCUGCAGCAAUGCUUUCACCUGCAGCAAUGCUUUCACCUGCAGCAGUCCGUGAGUCCGCUGCCUUUCACCAUCGCGUGCAGCACUCCCACCAACGCCUCCUCAUCCGUGAGUUUGCAGCUUUCCACCAUCGCCUAAAUCACUCACACCAGCGCCUCCUCCUCUCGCCCAACUCCCUCCUCCUCUCCCUCCCCCUCGCCCUCCUGCCCCCCUCCUCCCACCCCUCGGCCCUCACCUCAUCCCCCCAACCCAAUCAAUCCGCUUCGGCAGCUCCGAACCAAACCGCUGCUUCCGAACCUGUGGCGCAGGUUCGGGAGGUGCUGCAGGCAGCAGGGGGCGGGCGGGAGGAGGUUCGGCAGGUGGUUGCGGAGCAGCUGGGUCUGGCGAAUGCAUCCCUGGUGAAGGCGAAUGCAGCCCUGGUGAAGGCGAAUGCAGCCCUGGUGAAGGCGAAUGCAGCCCUGGUGAAGGCGAAUGCAGCCCUGGUGAAGGCGAAUGCAGCCCUGGUGAAGGCGAAUGCAGCCCUGGUGAAGGCGAAUGCAGCCCUGGUGAAGGCGAAUGCAGCCCUGGUGAAGGCGAAUGCAGCCCUGGUGAAGGCGAAUGCAGCCCUGGUGAAGGCGAAUGCAGCCCUGGUGAAGGCGAAUGCAGCCCUGGUGAAGGCGAAUGCAGCCCUGGUGAAGGCGAAUGCAGCCCUGGUGAAGGCGAAUGCAGCCCUGGUGAAGGCGAAUGCAGCCCUGGUGAAGGCGAAUGCAGCCCUGGUGAAGGCGAAUGCAGCCCUGGUGAAGGCGAAUGCAGCCCUGGUGAAGGCGAAUGCAGCCCUGGUGAAGGCGAAUGCAGCCCUGGUGAAGGCGAAUGCAGCCCUGGUGAAGGCGAAUGCAGCCCUGGUGAAGGCGAAUGCAGCCCUGGUGAAGGCGAAUGCAGCCCUGGUGAAGGCGAAUGCAGCCCUGGUGAAGGCGAAUGCAGCCCUGGUGAAGGCGAAUGCAGCCCUGGUGAAGGCGAAUGCAGCCCUGGUGAAGGCGAAUGCAGCCCUGGUGAAGGCGAAUGCAGCCCUGGUGAAGGCGAAUGCAGCCCUGGUGAAGGCGAAUGCAGCCCUGGUGAAGGCGAAUGCAGCCCUGGUGAAGGCGAAUGCAGCCCUGGUGAAGGCGAAUGCAGCCCUGGUGAAGGCGAAUGCAGCCCUGGUGAAGGCGAAUGCAGCCCUGGUGAAGGCGAAUGCAGCCCUGGUGGGACCCAUCCCUUUGCGCUUCCUCAGACCCUUCCCAUUCUCUCACUCACUCUCCUCCUUGUCCCCAUCUGCAGGCCAAUCACCACCCGACAGCUGGACCAGCCUCGAGUCGCCACACAAGCAACAAUCCCGCGAGUCGCUGUUGCUACAGCACGCGCAGUCCAGAGGCCUCCUCCCCCGCCUGCUCUUCCUCUCCCUCUCCUCCCCCUCCCACCUCUUCCCACCUCAAGGGCCGAAAGGGGAGGUGGGAGCUGGGGUAGGUGCAGCUGCGGGGGGAAAAGGAGGGGAGGGCGCGGGGGGGAAGGGGAAAGGGGGGAAGGGGAAGGGGGGGAAGAGUGAAGGAGGGAAGGGGAAAGGGAGUGGAGGGGGGAAAGAAGGGAGCGGUAGUGGGAGCAAGGCCGAAGAAGGAACAAAGGCAAUGAGUUUAGUGGGAGCCUCAGGGGGUGGAGAGGAUUUUGAGGCGGUGCAAGGGGAGUGGGAAGCGGUGCUGCGGCAAUACUGCCGGUUGAGUGCAGUUGGGGAGGAGGAGAUGGAGCGGAUGGCGGAGGAGGGAGUGGUUGACUCCGCCCUGCAGCAGCAGGACCUGCCAUCUCUGCUAGCCCGGCUGCUCUGUCUGCUCUUCACCGCCUCGCUCUCACUGCACCGCCUCCAAUCCCCCACCACCGCUGCCACUACCAACACCAGCGCCACCACCAGCACCACUACUAACGACAGUGCACCCACAGCUGCUGCUGCUGUGAGUGCCAAGAGGGCGGUGGGACUGGUGCAGGCUGUAUCUGCAGCUCUGGCCGCCAUACUUCAGCUGCUGCACAAGGAAUGCGUGCUGCCAGCAGCUUCCACCGAAGCUUCUGCAGAAGCUUCCCAGAAGCACCUUCCGCCUCUGGUGGUUUCUGGGAAGCUGCUGUCAUGCGCUUUGGGAUUGUUUAUUGGUGAGUCUGCCUUUUGGUUGUCGAUUAUCAUAUCCCACUGGCACUCUACAGCACAGAGCCAACCACCUGUUGGGAAGAAGACAAAAAAGACCGCCCAGGAUGCGGCCCAGCAAAGCCUGCCGGACGAGGUGGUUCGGGCAGUCAAAGCUGCCCAGGAGUUGGCUCAGGCAGGACUACAAUCCCUGCGAAAGGCCUUGUCCGGUCAGAUUAGCGGUAAGGGUCGUCUGCCCGAUAAUGACAUGGCUUUUGCUCUUAUCGAGUUGCUCCCUGGCGUGAACAGUAGUGUAGCUGUAGAUGAUCAAAGGACGGUAGCAGGGAGAGUGGUUGGCGAUCUAUGCAAGGUGAAAGAAGGGUUGAAGGGAGGAGCAUCGGGCCAGCAGGAUGCAAGCAUCACUUCAACGGAAGGCAGAAGAGACAAGGAAAAUGGACUGCAAAGAGAUAGCGAUGGUGAUUCUGGAGAAGGUGGUAGUGGUGUGGAUGUGGCGUCUGGUGAUUGGAGCAUCAGCUCUGCUGCUGAGAGGGUGCUGUGGAGCCAUCGACGGUUCAUUCAGCAACUCGUUGCCUUGCUAGAUUUCCAGAUUAGCAUCCUAGGUUCCACUUAG
This is a messenger RNA of Closterium sp. NIES-65, 5655 nucleotides long. NCBI's taxonomy places the organism in Eukaryota, Viridiplantae, Streptophyta, Zygnematophyceae, Desmidiales, Closteriaceae. The record is from the annotation of a GenBank genome assembly.